This is a messenger RNA of Macadamia integrifolia, 757 nucleotides long. Its product is annotated as histone H2AX. Bases 102 to 521 code for a protein of 139 amino acids. NCBI's taxonomy places the organism in Eukaryota, Viridiplantae, Streptophyta, Magnoliopsida, Proteales, Proteaceae. Gene Ontology annotation, cellular component: nucleosome. Gene Ontology annotation, molecular function: DNA binding; protein heterodimerization activity; structural constituent of chromatin. The record is from RefSeq and is a predicted model, not a curated record. The transcript has 2 exons.
UCUCUUUCCACUUCCAUUGUAAUCGUGUAGAGCGAUCAAACAAGAACGAGGAAGGGAUCUGUGUUGUGGUUUCUGUAAUUAAUUUUCGAUAUACAGCUACGAUGAGUUCAUCAGCGUCAACGAAAGGUGGGAGAGGGAAGCCGAAGGCCACCAAAUCGGUAUCUAGAUCGCAUAAGGCAGGUCUGCAAUUCCCCGUCGGAAGGAUCGCCAGAUUCCUUAAAGCUGGAAAGUAUGCCGAGCGAGUUGGUGCCGGUGCUCCGGUCUAUCUAUCUGCAGUUCUUGAAUACCUUGCAGCUGAGGUUCUUGAACUCGCUGGAAAUGCAGCUAGAGAUAACAAGAAGAAUCGCAUUGUUCCGAGGCAUAUACAGCUUGCAGUGAGAAAUGAUGAGGAGUUGAGCAAGCUUCUCGGUACCGUAACUAUUGCUAACGGAGGUGUUUUGCCUAAUAUUCAUCAGACUUUGUUGCCGAAGAAGGUUGGAAAAGGGAAAGGCGAGAUUGGAUCUGCAUCCCAAGAAUUCUAAUUAAUUUUUUUUUCUGGUGUUUCGCCUUCUUUUUCCUUUUCUUCGAAGGAGAAGUUUUGUUCUGUUACACAGUUGAGGAUGGGAUCUCUUCUGUACUGCUGUUGCAUUUGAAAUAGCUUCAAUCCCAUGGAAAAUUCUGUCUUUUUACGAGAAAAAAUAACAAAUUUUACAAUCUGUUGUGUAUAAUUGCUUCAACUGCAAUAUCAAUAUAAAUGUUCCAAUUUCGAUUGUGCCAA